AUGCCUGAUUCAAACGGUCUUGACAGGCACCAGGCCUUGAAAAACAAAAAGGUCUUGCUAAACACACUCAAGGAAUGUUGGAAUGCCUGCAUCUACCCCGGCUCGCACGAAAGCAAACCCUUUGUCACCGACGCCAUCAUCGCAACGCCUCUUGCACACGCUCAUGUCCAUUGUGCGGAGCGGUUAUCCAUCCCGCUUCAUAUAAUGUCCAACAGCCCCUGGACACCGACGCGACGAUUCGUACACCCGCUAGCACAGAUCACGACGGGGAGUGAGAUUGAUUACCAGUUGCAAAACUAUAUUUCCUAUCUACUGGUCUGGGAGUCGGCAUGGCAUGAGGUGUGCAACGUCGUCGAUCAUUUCCGAAAAGCAGUCCUAGACCUACCGCAGCUGCCUCUAUCUAGCGGAGCUGAGAUUUUAAGAGAAUCAAAGAUUCCUCAUACCUAUCUAUGGUCAUCGGAAUUGCUCCCCAAACCAGAGGACUGGGAUGACACCAUUGAUAUUUCCGGCUAUCCUACAAUCGAAAGCCCAUCUUCUUAUACCCCGUCAAAGGCGCUAAAGAAUUUCCUCGAUUCCGCACUUGAGCCUGUCUUCGUUGCUCUGGAUAUCACCCAAUUGAAGAACCCUGAGUUAUUCGUUCAAUAUCUCGUGGAAGCUUCACAGAAACAUGGGAUAUAUCUGCUUCUGCCGAGUGGGUUCCGAGAAGCAAUUGAUGUUUCUGAAUUGCCGAAGAUUUUCCUGCUAGAGAAUGACCCAAAUGUCAAAGAAUGGCUCAUCCGCCGAGUAUCGAUCUUAUUCACCAGUGGUGACAUCCCAACGGUAAAGCAGGGUGCCAAAAACGGGAAACCAAUGAUCUCACUACCACUUCUUUGCGACCAACCCUUUUGGGCAACCACCAUCUACAACGCAGGACUCGGUCCAUCUCCACUUCGCGAGCAAGCGCUCAGCAGCGAAGUCCUUUUCGAGGCGUUCCAGUAUUGCCUAAGGCCAGAGGUCAAACGAGUUGCUUCAAGGUUAGGCCAGAAGAUCCAGGGGGAGAACGGCACUGCAAACGCCGUCCAAUCAUUCUAUCGCCAGUUAAAAUGGGAGAAGGUUCAAUGCAGUGAUGCCGACACAGAGCCUGUGAUCCAUCGCAUGCAAUUACAACCAUCGUUUAGCAGCAAGUUUGAGGCUGAUGUGGUCGUCAUUUCGACAAGAGGAGGUGGCUCCACGGCAGAACUGGAUGAGUACCCAGCACACACAAGACGAGAUAAAACCCGCGAGCUCGUCGAAGAAAAAGUCAAGACCACUUUCCUUGUCGACGCAAAGGGCGUAUCCAUAAGUCUGAUCAAAGCCAUCAUCAAACCCACUGUCUCGCAUAUCGCAGAUGCGCACAGGAAACGCGAGACUGAGAAUGACGUACCCGUGCCGAUGGGCCAGAAAGUCGCGCAGCCUAAAACCCGAACCGAGACGGCUAUGAAAGUCGCGAGAACCGUGGGCUUUGGGUCUGCGGUUACUUGUGGAAAGAUUGCGAUGCUGCCAUUUAAGAGUAAGUCAAUCUACUUGCAGGCCUGUCUCAGUCUUGAUGGACUACGAGAUUUGGCAUCCAAUAUCCGUAUACUGACACGGGCGUUAGCUGUAUGGUACAUGAGCGAAACGGCAUCGUACGGAGUUCGAGCCCUACAAGGCCUAGAUCGCAAUGAAGACAAAAAGCGCAGUCAAGACGUGGAAGAAGUGUCUAAUGCCAACAAUUCUCGGGGUUUGGAUGAAGGUAAGAUUAUGGACUUGCGAAGCGUGAAGGAUACCAGUUCUGACGAUAUAUAUGUUGCCACAGCAAUCAACAGGGCGUCUUAUGACAGGGACGAUGCUUAUACACGUGCCAUCACAGCUUCUGGUAUGAGUUGGAGUACAACUCAACCUCGCGAUGGCGAAGGGGUAUCAUUUGGAUCUUCCCGCUCUCAUUCGUCCGCACCUAGUGGCAAUAGGGAAUAG
Molecule: messenger RNA, 1971 nt
Organism: Penicillium psychrosexuale
Lineage: Eukaryota; Fungi; Ascomycota; Eurotiomycetes; Eurotiales; Aspergillaceae
Exons: 7
Coding region: 1-1971 (656 amino acids)
Source: RefSeq, a predicted model, not a curated record